Messenger RNA from Anopheles stephensi (Asian malaria mosquito), 3810 nucleotides. Its product is annotated as serine protease grass-like. Lineage: Eukaryota; Metazoa; Arthropoda; Insecta; Diptera; Culicidae. Gene Ontology annotation, biological process: proteolysis. Gene Ontology annotation, molecular function: serine-type endopeptidase activity. The transcript has 5 exons. The coding region runs from base 161 to 1045 and encodes 294 amino acids. The record is from RefSeq and is a predicted model, not a curated record.
GAAACUAACAACAAGCGACGCCAUUCAUAGUUCAUGAUAACGCGCACGGAAACUCCGAAUUGUGUUAAAACCCAUACACGGCUAUAAAAGAUCGUCAUACUUGCUGAUGUGGUUGUGCUCUCAGUUUCGUUGUGACAGAUACAGUCAGAUUUGAAUUGCAAUGAAUAUUAACGCAGGUGGAUUAGUUUUAUUGUGUUUUUUCGGUAUCGCUACCGGUAACUGGAUAUUUCCGCACGAGGUGCAGUUCAAUCUUAGUGAAAUACUGAACAAAAACUGUGGAUACUCUCCGUACACGGAUCGUACCAAACCGGAAGAUGGACGGAUUUUCGAAAACCCCUGGUUGGUAUUGUUCCGACAUCCCGAAGAGCAGGAAUGGUUUUGUCAGGGGACUCUAAUAACCGAACGACACGUCCUCACUACAGCCAUCUGCACGGAGGCAAUCGUUCCGAAUGAAACAAUCAUCGUUCUUGGCGAGUACGACCGAACAGCGGACCCUGAUUGCGAGUCGGAACAUGUUUGCAACUCAGCACCAAUAAUCGAACGGCUUCCCCACAACAUUAUUGUUCACCCGCACUUCCAGAACAAUACGUACGAAAAUGAUAUCGCACUGGUGACGUUCAACAGGCGGAUCAUCUACAGUAACAAUGUGAUGCCUAUCUGUUUGCCAUUAACACCAAUCAUCCCCUCGCUAAUUCAUGCGCCGAUCGCUUACAAUACUUUAUGGACGGCGGAACACCGCGUGCCGAAGCAGAUACGUAUGGAGUAUAUCGCUCAAAGCACGUGCCAAGAACGAAUGCGACAUCUGCUCUUGUUGCACGAGGGGCAGAUUUGUGCCCAAUAUGCAAAACGCGUUAAUAUUAAGAUUACUAGCGGUUCUGGGUCGCCGUUGCUGAUGGAACAUCACGAUCGAACGUUUCAAUUGGGAAUUCUUUCGAUCGGGCUUCUCGACGCUACUUACUUGGAGCCGUACGUGUAUGUAAACAUUUCUACACACAUCAAGUGGAUCCAUGAUACUGUCUCUCUACUUGAUGGAACCCAACAAUAAACAAGUUAAUUUAUUGAUAAUGAGAAUACAUUUGCUUCGGGGUUUACCCAACUUCAGCGUGACCCUUAACUUUAUUAUCUCUACUAAAGCAAAUUACGCCAGCGUCUUGUACAUGCGCUUUUCUAGCUCGGCUUCAAUGAUCUCUAGAAACCAAUUAUAGUACGGCGCUACGGAAGUUAUCACGUAUGGUUCGUGCAUCUUAGCCGGGUACCGUGGACCAUAGGAAAGUAAACCAAUCAAAAAAAUCUUGUUUCCUUCAUGCACCGUGUAAAUAGGCGCACCGCUUCCACCUCGUAAAUUUGGUUCAAGUUCCAGUUUGGUCACUUGCGUGUGUCUCUCAUCAAACGCUAUGCAAAACAUUUCAUUCGCCAGCGAGAUGGCGUUAUUUGGCAUUAGACGUUGGCACUCGUGAGGAGUGAUGGCUUUCAUAAAGUAUUGUUUCGGUGUUAGCGAUAACCCAGUUUCUCGCCGUCCACACCAGGACGCUAUUAAAAGGAAGGAACUCUGAAAGUUUGCAUCGCGGUUUAAACAAAUAGGAGCGACCGAGGUGCCAUCGAUAGUGACUGGUAGUCUUAACUUAGCCAGUGCAACAUCGUUUCUUUGGUUAAACAGGUCAUAUUCGGGGUGUAUAAUGACUUCAUCGAUAUGAAUUGUUUGCACUGACGGGGCACAUGCUUCUUCCCCAGUGGCAUCCUUCUCGCAGUCGGAUUCGGCUGAUGUGUUGUGUUCGCCAACUCGUGCAUAUGUGCUGAGAAUUAAUUUUAAACAGUUAGAUAUUGUCACAUCGGGAUAAGACUAUAUUAGCUUAUACAUACAGUUGACCCAAAUCUUUAAAAUGAGCUACAAACACCGUUGUCAGCACAAACUUUGAGUGUAUCAAUAGGCCUUGAAAAACGUAGCUCACAACAUUCCCUUUUUUGUAGCCAAACUGAACGAGCCAGGGAUGCUCAUACAGGCGAGUGUCAACAGGGAAAUCACUUUCAUAGUAACGGUUUCCGCAAGAUCGGUUGUCCAGAGGCGAUUCUUCCGAAUGGGAGAGAUCUCCCUCUAUCUUCUCCGAGAGCGCACAGCAUCCUGCCACGUACUGAGCAGCUAUCAACAGUAACACACCGACAAGUGUACGAACCAUCGCACCGACUGGACUUACCAGCAUUAAACUCAACUAGCUUGAUAAUGAUGCAUUUAAUCUAACUGGUGGUUUACAGUGGGAGUAGCAGCACCGCUGUUAUAGUUAAUACACAAAAUAACGCUUUUUGUGGUAGGAAUUUUUAACCAUCUUUACUUCGUUACACAAUAUUGAAAAAUUCGAUCGUUACAGUUCAUUCAGAUAUUAAAUAAAAUUGAGCUAAAAUUGUGUGAGCUUUAGUUUACCCUUGACUUGGGUCAAAAGCCACUUACCAAGCCCAUUAUGCCAUUGGAAUAAAAAAAUAUACAAAUGUUUUACUGUCCACUGUACGCUAGGACAUGCUAUCGCCUCUACUACGGUGCCGGGCGAAUACUUGACUGAAUGAUCUUCUUCGCAUUAACUUUUUAGCAUAUAGUACGUGUACGUCAGUCUAGGUGGAUGUGUAUUUCAUAUGGACUGGCAAUGCGUACAAUUUUUGUUUACAAACUUUUAUUGACCCUCUGGGGUGUUAGUGGACAAUGUGCGUAGACCUUGUUGCUGGCAUUGGAUUAUGUGUUCAUUUUUGCUUUUAUGUUUAAUGCCGUCGUUUUGUUCUGCUUUUAGGGAUAUUCCCGGACAAAUUGCACAUGGAUUUCAGCUCCACCAUCAACAAACAUUGCGGCGAAAUGCCGUACAGUGUACGGGAACGUCCAGCCUUCGGACGAAUAUUUGAAAAUCCAUGGCUGGUGCUUUUACGCCAUCCGGAAGAAACGUUACACUUUUGCCACGGAACACUGAUUAGCGACAGAUAUGUGCUAACAACCGCAAUCUGUGGGAUGACCGUGGUGACUAAUGCGUAAGUAGAAGAACCACCGCUUUCUGUCCUGACACCGUGCAGUAAAAGCAAGAGCACCAAUCUCCCUAGAAACGCCACCGCGCAACAACAAGCAACGGAGAUUAUAUUGGGUGAACAUGACCUUAGCACGGAGACGGAUUGUGUAAAUGCUUGGAACUGUUCGGUACCAAUCAGCAGACGAUCCGUCGAAACGGUGAUUGUUCAUCAAAAUUUUAGCAGUACCUUUUAUGAAAAUGAUAUUGCCCUUCUCUACAUGAACGCGUCGAUCCGGUUCGAUAACAGUAUUCGUCCCAUAUGCUUACCUUUGGUGUCCAUAGUAGAUGAUACUGAUGCCCACGGGCAGACGAUAUACAACACCAUUUGGUCGAAGGACAGUGUUCCAAGGCAAAUUUGGAUGCGCAAUGUUCCUACCGAGAUUUGCCGAGAACAGAUAAAAGAGCUGUUUGUUCUAAGUAAAGGACAAAUAUGUGCCCGCAUCUUUUUCGAUAAAUUGCCGGUGGAUAUGAACGGAAGUGCCGGUUCUGCAUUGCAGGUAGACCAUCACGGUCGUAUUUUUCAGUACGGCCUAUUAUCGGUUGGAUUUCCCAGCGUUAUUGAGAGGGCGCCUUAUGUUUAUAUUGACAUAGCAAAGUACAUUAACUGGAUACACGAUGCAGUUCAGCAUAAUCCAUAAUCAUCGCUUAUUGCGAUCUACUCAAUAAAUGCGUGAGAAUCGAAUUCAUUUAUAGCAAUCUGCAGCGUUGAGGCAACAGUAGUAAGCGAGUACGAUUGGCGCUUUGGGACCAGAACAGGAGUGGGAAAAAA